ACGUUACGUGCCACGCCCCCUGCCUCUCUCCGCCUGCCGUUUCCCCCUCAGUUCAUGUCGCGCAAAAGAAAGAGAAAAAAAAAAAAGGAAAGAAGCGAGAGAAGCGAGAGGCGGGAACUCGGCGUACUCCCUCCCACACACCGUGCCUUACACCAUGGAGCCCUAACGGACUGACUGGCCGCUCUCUGAGGGGUUCUGUGCGGAGCGAGGGGGCGGGACUGACUACGAAACCCCCGUGUGUCUGGAACUUUAUUCUCCCCUCACACUUCGCUGUUGAAGCCGCAGACAUGUUCUCCGGGGCCGGGCCGGUGCUCGUUCCACCAACCCCAGCACCUCCUCUCCCAAUGCCAGCAUUUACCUUCAAGCCACCGCCACGGCCAGAUUUUGGUACCUCAGGGAGGACCAUCAAGCUCCAGGCAAACUUUUUUGAAAUGGACAUUCCCAAAAUUGAGAUAUAUCACUAUGACAUUGAUAUAAAACCAGAGAAAUGCCCCAGACGAGUAAACAGGGAAAUAGUUGAACAUAUGGUCCAGCACUUUAAAGCUCAAAUCUUUGGGGAUCGAAAACCAGUGUUUGAUGGAAGAAAAAACCUUUAUACUGCAAUGCCUCUUCCAAUUGCAAGAGAUAAACAGGUGGAGUUAGAAGUCACACUACCCGGGGAAGGCAAAGAUCGCAUCUUCAAAGUUGCAAUCAAGUGGAUGGCAUGUGUAAGCUUGCAAGCCCUACAUGAUGCGCUGGCUGGUCGUCAUCCCAAUGUCCCUUUUGAGACAAUUCAGGCUUUAGAUGUUGUGAUGAGACAUUUACCUUCUAUGAGGUACACACCUGUGGGGCGCUCGUUUUUUACUGCAUCUGAAGGCUGCGCCAAUCCUCUUGGGGGUGGUAGAGAAGUUUGGUUUGGCUUCCAUCAGUCUGUACGACCUUCCCUCUGGAAAAUGAUGCUCAAUAUUGAUGUGUCUGCGACGGCAUUUUACAAAGCACAACCAGUGAUUGAGUUUAUGUGUGAAGUUCUGGAUUUUAAGAGCAUCGAAGAGCAACAGAAACCUCUUACCGAUUCCCAAAGGGUUAAAUUUACCAAAGAAAUUAAAGGUUUAAAAGUUGAAAUAACUCACUGUGGACAAAUGAAACGGAAAUACAGAGUCUGCAAUGUAACAAGGCGACCAGCGAGUCAUCAAACAUUCCCUCUUCAGCAGGAGAGUGGACAGACAGUAGAGUGCACAGUCGCACAGUACUUUAAGGACAGACACAAACUAGUUCUGCGCUACCCUCAUUUACCUUGUUUACAGGUUGGACAGGAGCAGAAACACACGUACCUCCCUCUUGAGGUAUGCAAUAUAGUGGCAGGUCAAAGGUGCAUAAAGAAACUUACGGACAAUCAGACUUCCACUAUGAUACGGGCAACUGCUCGAUCUGCUCCAGAUCGCCAGGAAGAGAUCAGUAAAUUAAUGCGAAGUGCAAGUUUUAAUACUGAUCCCUUUGUGCGAGAGUUUGGUAUAAUGGUGAAAGAUGACAUGACCGAUGUCACAGGCAGAGUCCUUCAACCUCCUUCAAUCCUUUAUGGAGGCAGGGUAUGGGAAGAGCCAAAUGCUCCCUUGAAUAAAGCAAUUGCUACGCCUGUCCAGGGUGUCUGGGAUAUGAGAAACAAACAGUUCCACACCGGCAUUGAAAUAAAGGUGUGGGCCAUCGCCUGCUUUGCCCCACAGCGGCAGUGUACUGAAGUUCACCUCAAGACUUUUACAGAACAACUGAGGAAGAUCUCUCGUGAUGCUGGGAUGCCUAUCCAGGGGCAGCCAUGUUUCUGCAAAUAUGCCCAGGGAGCAGAUAGUGUUGAGCCAAUGUUCAGGCAUCUGAAGAAUACCUACACAGGGCUACAACUAGUCGUUGUAAUACUUCCCGGGAAAACCCCUGUCUAUGCGGAAGUGAAACGUGUUGGGGACACUGUUCUGGGAAUGGCUACUCAGUGUGUUCAGAUGAAAAAUGUGCAGAGAACCACACCACAGACCCUGUCUAACCUGUGCUUAAAAAUCAAUGUAAAAUUAGGAGGAGUCAAUAAUAUCUUGUUGCCCCAGGGCAGACCUCCUGUCUUUCAACAGCCUGUCAUUUUCCUUGGAGCUGAUGUUACCCACCCACCAGCAGGGGACGGUAAAAAACCUUCAAUUGCUGCGGUUGUAGGUAGUAUGGAUGCACACCCCAACCGAUACUGUGCCACUGUGCGGGUGCAGCAGCACAGACAAGAAAUCAUCCAGGAUCUGUCUGCCAUGGUUCGAGAGCUGCUUAUCCAGUUCUACAAGUCCACUCGCUUCAAGCCCACAAGGAUCAUCUUUUACAGAGACGGUGUCUCAGAAGGACAGUUCCAACAGGUUCUCCAUCAUGAGCUUCUGGCCAUUAGGGAAGCCUGUAUUAAACUGGAGAAGGAUUACCAGCCAGGAAUUACAUUUAUUGUAGUGCAGAAAAGACAUCACACACGGCUGUUCUGUACAGACCGAAACGAGCGGGUAGGGAAAAGUGGAAAUAUACCAGCUGGUACCACAGUUGACACAAAGAUCACUCACCCUUCAGAGUUUGAUUUUUACCUGUGCAGUCACGCUGGUAUUCAGGGAACAAGCAGGCCGUCACACUAUCAUGUCCUGUGGGAUGACAAUCGUUUUUCAUCUGAUGAACUGCAGAUCCUCACUUACCAGCUCUGCCACACUUAUGUUCGUUGCACUCGUUCUGUAUCAAUACCUGCCCCAGCGUAUUAUGCUCACCUGGUGGCAUUCAGAGCAAGGUAUCAUUUGGUGGAUAAAGAGCAUGACAGUGCUGAAGGUAGCCAUACAUCCGGUCAGAGUAACGGGAGAGAUCAGCAAGCACUUGCUAAGGCAGUCCAGGUGCAUCAGGACACACUGUGUACAAUGUACUUUGCAUAACAGCCGCUGUUAUCCAGUGAUUUAAUAGCACUCCUGGAAAAGGAUUCACACAGACCAGCUGCACUUAGUUGUUUGUAAAGUAGUCCAUACUACGGUGACUCCCAGCAAAAAGUGCAAUCUACCGGUAACCCUGUUGUCUCCCUUACUAUCCAACCAGCCUUCCGUCCCAACCUCUUGUCACAUUUUGUUUCCAUUCACAACGCAGACCUGUCACAAUUAAUGUAGCUUGGAGUGUGCUUCGUAUGGGAAUGUUUACAGCGGUGCAGAGAGAGAGAAAAACACACAUAUACCCAUGUAGAAAAACUGAACACGUAACCUCAGGGCUUUAGACUUUCGCUAUGGAAUAUUGUUUCUGUAUUAUCCCUGUUCAGUUGCUGAAUUUAAUGUGAUGGUUGCUGUCAGUUGGGUUGGUUAAAAAGAAGCCUAAAAGGAGCUUUAAAAGAAGAAAAGGCAUCGGCAGAACAUUUGAAGCCUUAAAUAUUGAUAUUUUUAAUUAGCAAAUGAUUUAGCUUUUUAUGUGUCAAAUGUUCUGGUACAUAACUUUAUGUAUUUUUUUAGUCCGAUUAGUUUUUAACGUAAUCAUGGCAACAAAGGAUUCGUGCACUCGUAUCUCCAUCUCAUGCUUCUACAUAUAAUAUUAUCUUGUGCCAUUCAGAACACCCUCCAUAGAAAGUCUAGUUUAUUGUCUAAACUCUAACCUUUCCAAAGUUGCUUACCAAUACGGGUCUGUGGCAAUCAGUACAAUCAUGUUAAGCUAAUGUAAAAAAAAAAAUCUAUUUACCAGUAUUAAUAUGACAUGCUAUUUAUUUUAUUUACAAAAAAAAUCAUCAUUUUUAACUUUAUUUUUUUUUUAAUAGUUAACUCUUUUUAUUUUUAACUUUAUUUUUUAAAUAGCAACAUAUCUAUUCUGUGCAUGGGUUAAAUAACCUGACCUGUUUAACCUUUCGUUGACAAUGUGACCUGUGGUACAUGGAUUUGUUCUUACAGGCUCCACCGACAGUGAAUGGAUUAAAAAACUAAUUUUAACUGUUUUGUUGCUAGAGGUACUCAUCACACAUUG
Molecule: messenger RNA, 3963 nt
Organism: Xenopus laevis (African clawed frog)
Lineage: Eukaryota; Metazoa; Chordata; Amphibia; Anura; Pipidae
Gene: ago2.S
Product: protein argonaute-2
Exons: 19
Coding region: 288-2903 (871 amino acids)
Biological process (GO): pre-miRNA processing; regulation of DNA-templated transcription; miRNA-mediated gene silencing by mRNA destabilization
Cellular component (GO): P-body; RISC complex
Molecular function (GO): nucleic acid binding; endoribonuclease activity, cleaving siRNA-paired mRNA; miRNA binding
Source: RefSeq, a predicted model, not a curated record